UAGUUUUAUACUUGGAUCGAUUUAGUUAUGUGAUGAUUAAUCAGCCAUCGGUAGAUACAAAAGAUCUUAUAACUGUGUAUGGUCAACGGAAUGUCAAACGACAUUUAAUUAUCUUAGAACUGUGCUAGCUUUUGGAUUGUGAGUUGCCCCAAAGUAUGAGAAUCAGGUCCGUUAGGUCCGAUGUGGCGCCCCCAUAUUGUGUGGGGUUGUGAAUAUGCUCAUGGCCAAGACUUUAUUAAUUAAUGCAUUAAAUUGGUUUAGCCGCUAGGUGAUCUAGUUUGUAAGAGGAAAAAUAGUCUAAUACCAGGUUUUACCAGAAAUUGUAAAAGAUGAGCAACGAAAAUGACAAUGAAUCUGGACAAAGACGUGCCCCUCGUUUGAAUGAGAGGAUUCUGUCAUCUUUGUCUAGGAGAUCUGUUGCUGCCCAUCCAUGGCAUGAUCUCGAGAUAGGACCUGAAGCUCCAAGCGUUUUCAAUGUUGUCAUUGAGAUAUCAAAAGGAAGCAAAGUCAAAUAUGAGUUGGACAAGAAAACCGGUCUUAUUAAGGUUGAUCGCAUCCUAUAUUCUUCAGUGGUUUACCCUCAGAACUAUGGAUUCAUUCCUCGAACACUGUGUGAAGAUAAUGACCCAAUGGAUGUGCUAGUCCUCAUGCAGGAACCUGUCAUCCCAGGCUGUUUCCUUCGAGCUAGGGCGAUAGGUCUGAUGCCUAUGAUUGAUCAGGGUGAGAAAGAUGAUAAGAUCAUAGCAGUGUGUGCUGAUGAUCCAGAAUAUCGCCACUACACUGAUAUAAAGCAGCUUCCCCCUCACCGCCUGGCUGAAAUUCGUCGCUUUUUUGAAGACUACAAGAAGAACGAAAACAAAGAGGUUGCGGUUGACGAUUUUCUGCCUCCAACUACUGCUGUCGACGCCAUUCAGUACUCCAUGGAUUUGUAUGCUGAGUACAUAUUGCACAGCUUGAGGAAGUAAUUGAUUCUCUUCAGAAACAUAUAACAGAAUAUCUAUAUGUACAAUGGGAAAUGAUGAAGAAUGUGGCAACCACAUCCAUUCAUUCGCAAGAGGUUCUUUGUACUGUUUUUUUGUCUUUGUUUCUUGAUUUUUUGGGGUUGUAUGAUCUUAUGACUUUGCGAGGGUUAAUCCCUUACUGCUCUAAAGUUCUACUGUUUUAAUUAUGUGACAACAUUAAAUCGUAGUUGGUAUUUGUUCUUUUCUGUAUUUCAUUCACUAUACAGAUGGGAGUAUUUGACAGUGUUUAUUAGGUGCAAACCUAACCUAAAUUAUUUGUAAUUUCAUAGCUGGGAUGUUGACAUGACAAAGAGCAUGGAAUAGAUGGAAUAUAUAUCAACUGUUAACUGCUA
Molecule: messenger RNA, 1354 nt
Organism: Capsicum annuum
Lineage: Eukaryota; Viridiplantae; Streptophyta; Magnoliopsida; Solanales; Solanaceae
Product: soluble inorganic pyrophosphatase PPA1
Exons: 9
Coding region: 330-965 (211 amino acids)
Biological process (GO): phosphate-containing compound metabolic process
Cellular component (GO): cytoplasm
Molecular function (GO): inorganic diphosphate phosphatase activity; magnesium ion binding
Source: RefSeq, a predicted model, not a curated record